UAUUCUGGUCUUCAAGGCAACUACUCUGGUACUUUUCUCACAUCUUUAUUCUCUUUCUUCUUCAACACUCACCACCAUUCCUCCUCCAUCUUGUUUCCGUACACACUCCCUUGUGACUCUGUUUUUCUGUCUUGGAUACUAGAUCUUCCAUUGUUGGUCGACAGUAAAGCUUGUGUGCGUAGCCUUUAAAUAUUUUUGGAGGUUUUGCAAGAUCUUCAUCUCCGAUGCUGAUAGUGAUUUUUUGAGUAAGAAAUUAAUCACUCCAGAUUGAAAAAUGGACCAAAACAUUCUAUUCCCAAUCAAGUACACAGAACAUCGAAAUGUCACCAAAAAGUUCAGAAAGCCCUCUUUCAAACCCAAAAAGUUUUCCGAUGACCGGAACCCAGCAGACCAGAUACCCAGAGUCGUACGGAUAUCUGUCACCGACCCGGAUGCGACGGACUCAUCCAGCGAUGAAGAAGAAGAUUUCUUCGGUCGUCAGCGAGUGAAGCGGUAUGUGAACGAGAUUAACAUCGAAGCCAGCUGUAAAGCCAGUAGUACUGUAGUCGCCAGUGGAAAGAAGAGAUCUGCAGCAGAGACACUAUCUCAUCAACCACUGAAAGUUCAGACGACACUGACAACGAAUGGCAGAAAGUUCAGAGGGGUACGACAACGGCCUUGGGGCAAAUGGGCGGCUGAGAUUCGGGAUCCGGCGAGACGUGUACGGCUGUGGUUGGGGACUUACGACACCGCGGAGGAGGCGGCCAUGGUGUAUGAUAAUGCUGCUAUUAAACUUCGAGGACCGGACGCCCUAACAAACUUUGUGACCCCUCCGGCAAGAGACGAAGAGAAGCCCAGUUCAAUUGAUUCCGGUUACGAAUCGGCCGAUGAGUCCCAAACUCACAAUCUUUGUUCCCCGACUUCAGUUCUCAACUUCAGGACUGAUUCUACUACUGAAGAGGAAGAGCUCCGAAAGCCGCAAAAGCCAGCAGAGCUACCGGUUCAAACUAAACCGGUGGAGGAGCUUAAACCGGUCAAGCAAGAGCCGAUGGAGUUUCAAGGGGAGAGCAGUAUAUGCGAUGAAAUCGGAAACUACUUUCCGAUUGAUGAGGAGUUGCCAUUCCUUGACGACUUCUUCAACUUUCCGACUUCGGAACCGUUGUUCUUUGACGACCCAUCUCCGGCAACGAUGCUUCAAGAAAGCAUAUCUGGUGAAGAUUUGGGUGAUGUUUUCCUCGACACACCCAUUGAUUUAGGGUCAUCGUCCUCAUUGUACCAAGAUGACUGUUUCCAAGACAUUGGGGAUUUGUUCUUCCCAGAACCGCUUGUGGCUCUUUGAUUCAAUGAAAGAGUGAAAUAGUACUGUGUUCAUGGUAGCAGUGAUGGUCCCCGCCUUUUUGGCUGCCGGAAGAUUGGCAGAUUUUGUACCGGCGGCGACUUAAGUUUUGGCUGUUUUGUUUUUUUGUUAUUUAAGUUUUUUGAUUAUUAAUAUUAAUAUUUAUGUAGUUAAAUAUAUCCGUUAGAAUAUAACGGAGUAGUGACUGAAGUUUUGUUAGUAACAUGUUGUACUUUAUUCUCAAUAAUUAGACUUCUUGCGGGUCAAAGUUAUGAAAA
Messenger RNA from Tripterygium wilfordii, 1593 nucleotides. RefSeq names its product ethylene-responsive transcription factor CRF1-like. NCBI's taxonomy places the organism in Eukaryota, Viridiplantae, Streptophyta, Magnoliopsida, Celastrales, Celastraceae. Gene Ontology annotation, biological process: regulation of DNA-templated transcription. The transcript is spliced from 2 exons. The coding region runs from base 275 to 1318 and encodes 347 amino acids. Gene Ontology annotation, molecular function: DNA-binding transcription factor activity; DNA binding. The record is from RefSeq and is a predicted model, not a curated record.